Molecule: messenger RNA, 4810 nt
Organism: Syngnathus typhle (broad-nosed pipefish)
Lineage: Eukaryota; Metazoa; Chordata; Actinopteri; Syngnathiformes; Syngnathidae
Product: neural cell adhesion molecule 2-like
Exons: 17
Coding region: 178-2568 (796 amino acids)
Biological process (GO): cell adhesion
Cellular component (GO): membrane
Molecular function (GO): protein binding
Source: RefSeq, a predicted model, not a curated record
AGGCAGGGGCGGAGGAAGGAAGGAAGGAAGGAAGGAAAGAAGGAAGGAAGGAAGGAAGGAGUCGAUAAAAACCAGUGGACCACAGUCGCCCGCGGAGUCCAAGACGGAGUGGAUGAACGGAUCCGACCUUUUUCCUUGUACGGCGUCUUUCUAUAGCUGCGAAGGAGCUGCUCUACAAUGAUGCUCCAACUCGUGCAUCUCGUGGCGUUGUUGGUGUGCGGCAGCCAAGCUAUCCUGCAGGUUUCCAUUUCUUUGAGCAAGGUGGAGUUAAGUGUUGGAGAGUCCAAGUUCUUCAUCUGCACAGCCAUUGGCGAGCCGGUGAGGCUGGAGUGGUACAAUCCUCAGGGCGAGCGCAUCGUGGCCUCCAAGCGAAUGGCGUUGCACACGGAGGCCUCGCGAUCCCGGCUCAUCAUCUACAACGCCGUUGUGGAGGACGCCGGCAUCUACCGCUGCCAGGCCACUGAAGCCGGUGGUCGCAUGGCAGAGGCAUCAGUGGUGCUGGAGAUUUACCAGAGGCUGACUUUUCGAGACAUCCAGUCGCCGCAGGAAUUCCGCUACGGUGAUACGGCGGAGGUGGUGUGUGAUGUCAUCAGCUCGCCGGUGCCGCAGGUCGUGUGGUCCUACCAGGGGAGGGAGAUCACUGAGGAACGCCACAGCAGGUUCAAAGUGCUGACAAACAACAGCCUGCAGAUCCACCGCGUGACCAAAGCGGACGAGGGAGUGUACCGUUGCGAGGCCAGCGUGGAGGCUCGCGGCGAGAUCGACUACGUGGAUAUCGCCGUGGUGGUCAACGUUCCCCCGGUUCUGUCCGUUACCCAACAGUCAUUCAACGCCACCGCCGACUACCAGGAGUCCGUCACCUUUACUUGCAUCACCUCCGGAUCGCCCGACCCUGUGGUAACAUGGCACAGGAAAGGCCAGCGACUGGAGCCAUCGGAUCAGUACAUUCUAAGUCAACUGGAAGGGGGGCGGAGCAUGCUCACCAUCCGCAACAUCCGUCAGGUUGACGGAGGCUUCUACUACUGCAAGUCUGCCAACAAGGCCGGCUCUCAGGAGAUGGAGCUCUUCCUCAAAGUAUUUGUCCAGCCCCACAUCACCCAACUGAAGAAUGUGACAGCGGUGGAGGGCAACGCCGCCAUGAUUUCCUGCGUGGCUGAGGGCGAGCCGUUGCCGGACAUCUCCUGGAGACGAGCCAGCGAUGGGCGGACCUUUGUGGACGGAGACAAGAGCCAGGACGGACGCUUCGAGGUGCGCGCUCACCACGGCAAAUCGGUGCUGACCGUCAGCGGCGUGAGGCUCGCCGACCUGGGCCGCUUCGACUGUGAGGCGCUCAGCAGGAUCGGAGGGCAUCAGAAGAGCAUGUUCCUUGACAUUGAGUACGUACCAAAGUUCUUGAGCAACCACACCAUCUACUAUUCUUGGGAGGGCAACCCGGUGAACAUCAGCUGUGAUGUGAUGUCCAACCCGCCCGCCACUUUGCUGUGGAGGAGGGAACACUUUGCCAUCUCGCCGGAAGGGACCAGCAACACUCGGGUGCACAACGGCAUGGGCAAGUCUCUACUAGAGGUUACGCCCAUGUCCGACAGGGACUUUGGUCGUUACAACUGCACCGCCCGCAAUAACGUCGGCAUUCGCUACCAGGAAUUUAUUCUGGCCCAGGCAGAUGUGCCGUCCAACCCGUACUCGCUACGCCUGUCAGCCAUCUCCCAGCGUUUGGCUACCGUCACGUUCAUGAAGCCCGAUUCCCACGGCGGCGUGCCCAUCGGCUAUUACCUGGUGCAGUACAAGGAGGUGGGCCCGCAAGACUGGAAGGACGUCCGAUCGCAGAGUGUGCAGACGACGGUGGUGCUGAGCGGCCUGGAGCCCAAUACGACGUACGAGGUUCGAGUGGCGGCCGUCAAUGGGAAGGGUCAGGGCGAGUUCAGUCACAUGGAGACUUUCCAGACUUUACCCAUACGAGAACCGAGCCCACCGGCAGUCCACGGGCAGAGGGGACUGGGCAAAGCCUACAAGCUGGGCUUGGUCAAGCAGGAUGACGGCGGCAUGCCCAUCGUGGAAUAUAUCGUCAAGUACAAGACAGAUAAAGAAGAGCAAUGGAUGACCAAGCUGGUUCCGGGCUCCAAUGACUUUGCCACUUUGCAGCCGCUGCAGUGGAACACCCGAUACGAGGUGGAGAUUACGGCCCGCAAUGUUAAAGGCUUGUCGGAGCCCACCUUCUAUCAGUUCUUCAUGCCACAGAAACCGGAAAUCACAGAAUCCCUCUUCAACGGGCUGAGCCUCGGGGCGGUGGUGGGCCUGGGCCUGGGAGCGCUCCUGCUGCUUCUUGUCCUGGUGGACGUCAGCUGCUUCUUCCUGCGCCACUGUGGUCUGCUGAUGUGCAUCACGCGCACGCUGCGCAGCAAAAAGACAGCCACCGGCGGCAAAGAAAUGGAAGAGGGCAAGGCCGCCUACCUGAAACUGCCGCUGAAGGAAGAAAAUGGCAAAGAGUCUCUCAAGCCGGAUACGAUUGAAAUCAAAUUGCAGGGCGACCGCCGCAUCCACGCCGAGCCGGACGACAGCAAAGCAUAGAAGGGAUGGGGAGGGGGGCGGCGGCGGCGGCGGCGGCAGCUUUCCCGCAAGAAAAUUCGGAUCACCAGACCAAAACCCUAACAAACAUACUGCGAUGGAAGGACAGAAAUACGGCAUGUGUAAAUAGAAAUACUCCAUUGAAGCGUGGGUGAGUGGUGACAUGACAUCAGUGAAAAAUGAUUGUAUAUUUCUUGUUUUGUUGUGUCCGGUUACGAUGCUUUUAUGUGACCCCCCGCCCCUCCUUUUCAUAUGAAAAGUAUUCACAGUUGAGUCAUUGCUCCCCCGCUGAGCUCUCUCUCGCUCAGCAUCAUCACGCUUGCGGGCCAUUCUAGCAAGAGAAGCUCAACGAUACGCCCGUGAUGUCAACCUUCUUAGUUUGCCUGGCGUGAUUGGGCAAGCUUCAGUAUGGACAAACUAUUUUCUACAGAACAGGAGGAAAGAAUCCUUUCAUUCUGUGUUGCCAGAGAACCAACGAAAAGGGACUCGUAAAAUAAAAAAGACAAAAAAAAGAAUGAUGUCGUGGCAAGUAGCGUAUGUGGGUUGAGUUGUUUUCAAAAGUCUUUUUCUAAAGUAUUGACGAUGAGUAUUGCUGCCACUGUUGUCAUCUCUCAUCACGCAAUGGAUGUUUUUGCUGUUUCCGUCUCCUCCUGCGAGCUUGAACUGUGAACGUUUCGAUCGAUCCGAGCGAGCGAGCGAGCGAGCGCUUUGUCGGAGGGAACCAAGCGACCAAUCGAGACAGCAGUCAACAUUUACCUUGAUAUCUUUGCGCUCUGUGCCUCUGAUGUCUCCUCAAAGUCCCCCCCCCCCCCCCCUUUCUCCUUUUGCUCGCUGACAUUGUCACGUGUUGUACAUAGGUGAGAAGAAAAAAAAUAUUUUGCAGAGCUUUUAUGUAAAUACACCAUACAGGAUGUGACUUUUUUUUUCUUCUUUUGCAAAAGGCACAUUCUUCUUUUGUCAUGUUGUAUUCCGUCCAAAGCUUAGCGCUCGUCCAACUUUUGAUUGUUUUGUCAAAUCUGCAGCGAUCGCGUUCAUCUGAAUUGAAGAGGUCAUUCUAUUUGUUGAGACAUGAAUGUUUAUAUGCACUGGGAAAUGUAGUAAACACUGAAGAGAACAUUAGUAGGAGGGGUGGGAUGACUACUGAUGCUGACUGAUAACAGGUCUGUCAAAAAAAUUCCAGGACCGGCGGCGCAAUCGAUAUCUUUCAACACACUUUUUCAGUCCACUCUGUGAUGCCUUCGGAUCUCCUUGAGCUAGGGAAGGAGGGGCAAAAUCAUGAGUGGUCGAGAAUGUUGCUCCAGCACGGACGGCAACGUUGUUCUCUGCCAGGAAGUGUCAGAUGCUCAGGGUAUUGAGAGCAGGUGCGAGUUGAAACCACAGCAUUUGCUACAGGAUCGCUUUGUGGAGGUGCCGCUUGAUAGCCUGAGCUCCACAGAAGGACCAUUUGGUUUCUUUUGUGACACCAGCCCUAGAACUUUUCUGACCUACCAUGUCGAGCUCAAUUCAUUUCUCACCCAGUGUGUUUUAUGUGUCAGGAAACUGAUGUAUUUUUUGCAUUUGCAUGUCCUUUGUCCUAUAAGCCCGGCCCCCCAUUUGGAAACUCAACUUUGUCUUUGGCAGCUCCGAUUUUAUUUUUCUACUGUAUUUUUCAUUUGAUGCUGUGUGAGAUGAUCACGACCUCCCAUGAAUGUGACUCGUUGAUUUAUGCACUUGUGGACCGUGAUUGACUCCCCCAGGCCGCCGCUCAGACUGUGGAUUAUUUUUUUGCUUUGUUUUUUUACAACGUACUUUGUCGCAGCCAGCCAGCCAGCCCAUGCACCCGAAUGACAAGCGCGGCCCCGCCACGUCACGUGGCGCAGUCCCGCCACGUGGCGCUGUCCCGCCACGUGGCGGUUCCACUGCCUAUCACGCCGACUAUAAACGCGAGUGCACAGUGCCUAGGUGGGGUUACGAUUUGUACGUGUUCUUUUUGUAUUUGACGUCGGAACUUACUCUUCAUUCCUCCCGUGUCCGUUCCAUUCUUCUAUCGGGGGAGGGGGGGGGGGUCAAACGGGUGCGUGUGAUCUGAGUGUACAGUGCGCGUCGUCUUCAUGCCCCAAAUUUCUUUGCACCCGUUUGGACCUUCAACCCUAAGCCCUCGCGGAAUAUGCUUUGUGCAGGCAGGACGUGGGAAUAUCGAUGUCUCUCUGUAUGUACCUGUGCAACACUUGUGUCAUAUGUAAAUAAACAUGUCCUGGUAGAAGAG